Tachysurus vachellii is the source of this 2678-nucleotide messenger RNA. RefSeq names its product E4F transcription factor 1 (gene e4f1). Gene Ontology annotation, molecular function: RNA polymerase II cis-regulatory region sequence-specific DNA binding; DNA-binding transcription factor activity. Bases 61 to 2178 code for a protein of 705 amino acids. The transcript is spliced from 14 exons. Gene Ontology annotation, biological process: regulation of transcription by RNA polymerase II. The record is from RefSeq and is a predicted model, not a curated record. Lineage: Eukaryota; Metazoa; Chordata; Actinopteri; Siluriformes; Bagridae.
GUAAAUCCGCCAUGUUGUUCCUGCAGUAGCGUUGCGACAGAGACGGAGUGCGAGAACGACAUGACUGAAGAAAGUAAUAAUACGGCAGAAUCGCUUAUCGGCCAAACGCAGCAUGGGAGCAUCAUCACCAUUCAAACCACCCUGGGAGAUGAAGAUGAAGAUAUUCACAAAUGUGGGCGAUGUGGCGAGGAAUUUUCAGCUUUGGAGAUCUUCAUUCAGCACAAGCUUAGUCGUAUCUGUAAACGUCCUUUACAGGACUCACAGGUCAAAGAUGAUAAAGAUGAAGAGCUGGCUAAUGAUGCAGAAAGAUCCUCAGUGGAUGAGGGAGGUGGCAGGUUAACUACCACAAACAUAAGGACAGGCCACUUGGGAAAAGACCAUGGCGAGUCUGAAGACAGAGACAGUUCAGAUCAUAAUAAAGCUUCUCUCAAGCUGAACGAGGACGGGCGCUAUGUCUGUCUCAUGUGCGAGAAGACUUUCAAAACGGCAAAUAUCCUGAGGACACAUCUGUCCAUCCAUACAGACAGGAAGGACUUUAAGUGUGACCUUUGUGACACUGCGUUCCGAACCAAAGGCUCUCUGAUUCGCCACAACAGACGGCACACGGAUGAGCGGCCUUAUCAGUGCAAUCAGUGCGGUCUCUCUUUCAGAGAGUCCGGUGCACUGACACGACACCUGAAGUCGCUGACUCCAUGUACAGAGAAGAUCCGUUACAGCCAGUGCAAAGAGAUCCUCUUCACCAAGGAUGGUGUUUGCACAGAAGUGCAGCAGCAGCAGCCUCCUGUACUCACUGAGAAAGAGCAGCCGCUACCUGUGGUCAGUGUGGUGCAGACAGUCCAAGAUGCUGUUCAUAUCCAGGUGGUACAAGACCUUGGACAAGUUCAUCAGGUGGUAUCACAGCCUGUAGCUGAAGCUGUUACAGAAGGAGACAGUCUAAUCUGCCAAGCCAUCAUUAACUCGGGCAUUGCGCUGGAGACUGAAGCUGCAGAGGCAGCAGAGCAGGCAGACGCCCAGUCGCCUAAAGAGGUCCUGCAGAAUCCUGAGGCUGAGGGCAGAGUCCCAGAGAUUCAGGUGACCGAGGAAUGUGUGGAGGUGGAGGCAGAGACUCUGGAGACUUCAGAAAAAGAGAUGGAAACCUCCAUUUCAAAGUCGCACAAAUGCUCUCACUGUGAUCGGACAUUUAGGACAGCUUCACACUUGCGCAUCCACAUCAAAGGGCAUGCUGGCUAUAAGCCUUUUAAGUGUGUGACCUGUCAGAAAGAGUUCUUGACGGGCUACAUGCUGAAGAAGCACAUGGAGAUGCACGUGACGGAGCGUAGGUACAAGUGUGGCGAGUGCGGCAAGAUGUUUAAGGCUAUCGGGCAUGUACGUGAGCACAUGAGGGCACACUCCAAUGAUCGGCCACACCACUGCAACCUCUGCAACAAGAGCUACAAGACCAAGAAUGCACUCCAGGUGCAUCAGCGCACGCAUGGGGAGGACAAACCGUAUGCAUGUUCACACUGCUCUCGGGCAUUUCGGGAGAAAGGUGCUCUGGUGCGUCACAUUCGCCACCACACUGGAGAAAAACCUUUUAAGUGUUCCAAGUGUGGCCGUGGAUUUGCAGAGCACGGCACACUCAAUCGCCAUAUACGAUCGAAAGGGGGAUGUUCUGCAGUCCAGGAGCCAGAGCCGGAGUCGUCGCAGAGCUCUGAGGAACAGGAGCGUAUAGACAGUAUGGCAGCCACCAUCAUUUCUGACGAUCCCCAUGCUGUGCUGGUGGAGUUUUCCUCUGUGGUGGCUGAUACUCAGGAGUACAUCAUAGGAACAUCAGCUGAGGAGACGGCCCAAGCAGAGGAGGUGUCUGUUGCUCAUGACGAUCAUAACCAAUUGGACAGUCAAAUCAUAAAGGUGGUGCAGCAGGUUGUGAGUCAGGCACACGGUGGACAGCAGAUCAUUGUGCGUAAUGUGGAAGCCAACGAGAAACCUGGUGUUUUUGACACGGGCGACACGAUCACCAUUGCUACGCCGGAGAGCCUCACCGAGCAGGUGGCCAUAACUCUCGCCAGCGCCAUCAGCAACGGCGCCCUCCUGAACACCACAUCCUCCACCGAAGGCACUACAGCAAUGGAGCAGGACGAGCAUUAUGUCAUCGCAUCCUCAGAUGAGAUGGAGAUUCAGACCGUUGUAGUAGUCUGACAGUAACAGUACAUCUCAUAAAACUGGCUAAUGCUGCCUUAAAUCUUAAGUAAAGGACAUUCUGACUGUUACCCAAAACCUGUAGCAGUUUCUCCUCUCUUAUGCCUUAUCUUGAUUUUCAAUUGUUUGCACUUAACAAAAGGAGGCUAAUGAACCUGUUUUGGUUUUUGACUUGCAUAUAAUGCAUAAGACACUAGAUUAUUUGGAUGAACUUAUUGUCUUAUCUGCAGUUAUACCAAAUUAUUCUGCCUCCUCCCCCAAAAAAACAAUUACAUCGCAUGGUUUUUGUACUAUAAAGUAUGUUGUUUUCUGUGUAUAUUUUAUUUAUUCGAGUUGGAAGCAGUUAAUGUUAUUGGUUAGGCAUGGCUUUAACGGCGGUGUUGGAUGUUCUUGCUUCUCUCAAUGAAGCCAUGCUUCUUACUCACUCCAUUGUUCUUCCGGUUUGCUGUUUUUUUCUCCAGUACACACUGCCAAGUUCUCAUAAACUAUGUAUUUUGUUA